Messenger RNA from Sparassis crispa, 1173 nucleotides. Its product is annotated as Bifunctional epoxide hydrolase 2. The transcript has 2 exons. NCBI's taxonomy places the organism in Eukaryota, Fungi, Basidiomycota, Agaricomycetes, Polyporales, Sparassidaceae. Bases 1 to 1173 code for a protein of 390 amino acids. The record is from RefSeq and is a predicted model, not a curated record. Gene Ontology annotation, molecular function: hydrolase activity.
AUGGAUUCACCUGCCUAUCAGCUCCCGGACGGUAUCAGAGGGCGGACCGUGCCCAUCAGGGACCUCGAUAUGCACAUUCUGGAGACCGGCGACUCAUCUUCCCCUCUUCUUCUCCUACUCCACGGAUUCCCCGAACUCUCUGUAUCCUGGCGCAAAGUUAUGUUACCUCUCGCUGCAUUAGGAUAUCGAGUCGUCGCUCCCGACCAGAGGGGCUAUGGGAGAACCACACCACGCACGGGGUAUACCCGCCCCAUCUCUUACGAGGAUGACCUUCAGCCAUUUAAAAUGAUUAACCUUGUGACUGACAUCGUCGCUCUUGCCUAUGCACUUGGGUAUCGUACUGUCUCCUCGGUAGUGGGCCACGACUUUGGCUCUGGCGUUGCAGGAUACUGCGCUCUCAUCCGACCAGAUGUGUUCAAGUCUGUGGUGCUAAUGAGCGCACCGUUCACGGGGCCUCCUUCUCUGCCUUUUGACGUCGACAACCCUCACUCGCCCGCCACUGAGCAGCUCACGUCACUUGCACAAAUGGUUGAUGUGGCUCUAGCGGCGCUUCAACCCCCGCGGAAACACUACACCGCGUAUUUCAGCGGACCAGACGCAAACGCAGACAUGGUGCAUGCGCCCCAAGGCCUCUCCGCGUUUCUGGGUGCAUACUUUCAUAUGAAGAGCGCAGACUGGCCGGAGAAUGACCCGCAUCCACUUGGUGCUCCGAACAUCGCCAACCUAGCUACGAUGCCUCAUUACUACAUCAUGCCCCUCGAAGCUACCAUGGCUGACGUGGUGCAGCGCGGAGCCCCUUCAAAAGACGAAGCCGAGCGCAAUUCUUGGCUGCCGGAUGCUGAGCUCGCGCUGUUUACCGCACAGUUCGGUCACACCGGGUUCCAGGGCGGAUUGAAUUGGUACCGCUGCAUGCGCGACGCGCAGUUGUCUCGAGGGUUGACCGUUUUCGCGGGAAAGCGGAUUGAAGUGCCGGCGAUGUAUUUGUCAGGGAAGAAGGAUUGGGGGGUCUAUCAGACCCCUGGAGCCGCGGAGAAAAUGCGGUACGAUGUUUGUGCGCAGAUGGAAGAAGAGGAUUUCGUGUUGGUGGAGGGCGCGGGUCAUUGGGUACAGCAAGAGCAGCCUGAGCAAGUGAUUGCGCAUUUGGCGCGAUUUUUGAACAAAGUGAAGCAGUAG